AUGGAAGCUUUCUUAAAUAAUUAUGCUUGUGGUAACUUUGAUCCUACAAGUAUUCCUAAAAAGCCUAAAAGAUUAUCAUGUGUAAGGUCAAUAAUUGAUGACAAUGGUAGCAUCGAUUUGAAUUUGAUUUCACCAUCACCAUCAUCUGAUGGUAAUGGCGAUGGUCCAAACAACUACAACUACUGCAAUAAUUUUUUUCUUAACCUUAACGGCAAUAGUACUUGUAAAAAUUCUAAAAAUGAUAAAAAAAAUAAUCUGAAUAAUAGUUCAAAAUUAUUCGAUGCAGAUAAUUCUCAUCAUAAAGACGCUAAUGACGACACCUAUAAUAUUUAUCUGCCUCCUCCCAUGCCACCAAAUGAAACUGAACGUAUGAGAGCUUUAUGGAGAUUGCAAAUAUUAAACACUUCAAGUGAUGUGAAUUUUACUCGUUUAGUAGGUCUAGUAAAAGAACAUUUUAAAGUCCCAAUUUCAUUAAUAUCUCUGGUAAAUGAGUCAAAUCAAUGGUUCAAAGCUAAAGAAGGUUUGGGAGAUGAUGGAACACCAAGAGAAGUCAGUUUUUGCGGUCAUGCUAUAUUGCAAGAAGGUGACGAACCAUUUGUCGUUCCAGAUGCUUUACUAGACUGGAGAUUCAAAAAUAAUCCUUUGGUAGUAGAUGCUCCACACAUAAGAUUUUAUGCUGGUGCUCCUUUAAGAACAAAUGAUGGCUAUAAUAUCGGUACCGUUUGUGUUAUAGACACUAAACCAUGUUACACUUUUAACGAAAAAGAUUGUGAAACUUUGAGGGAUUUUGCUAAAGUUGUAAUGAGAGAAUUGGAAUUAUGGGCUGAUAGAUUAAGAUUAAGGGUUAGAAAUAAGAUGCAAGAAAGUAUUGCUCGAUUUGGUAAAUAUUGUUUGGAAAUUCAAUUGGCCCACAAAGAAAGUUCUAAUAAUAUCAUCGAACAUGAUGAACAAGGUGAUCCAAUCAUGAAACAUUGUUUUCAAAAAGCUGUUAAAUUAAUCAAAGAUACCUUGGAGGUUGAUGCGCUCUACUUGCUAGAAAUGCCUUCUAUGUCUUCAAAACCUAUCAACACUUCAACAGACAAUCAUCAUUCUCCCUCUUCCUCAAACGAAUUCAUCUCCCCCAAUCUUUUUAAUAAUUCAUCUUCUCCUCAGUCAUCACUUUUUAAAAAUUUAAAAUUCCUUGCUGCCGAAGGUCUCCCUAUCAUUUCUGGCGACGACGAUUCUCUCAACACUCCAAUGACCGUUUCUUUCCUAACCCGCUUAAUGGAAACUCAUCCACAAGGUUACACCUUUCAAAAUGGUUUGCCAUCUAUACCAUCUCUAUUCCCAAAUAAUAUGCAUUCCGGUAUCGUGGUGCCAAUCUACGACAAUGCCAAGAUUGCUUUUGGCUUUUUAGUUUGUCUCACAAAAGAUGCUUUCAGGCAAUUUGAAGAUGAGGAACGUGUCUAUUUGGGUAACUUUGGUGUAAAUAUUGUUAGCGAAGUGUUGAAAAGACGUGUUAUUGUUGCUGAUAGAGCCAAAAGCACUUUUAUCAGUUCAGUUUCUCACGAGUUAAGAACCCCAUUACAUGGUAUUUUGGCAAGUUGUGAGUUGAUGAUGGAGGAGAGUAAGUUGAAAGAUUCACAGCUUGAAUUAUUAAAAACUAUUCAAGGUUGUGGCACAAGUUUGAUUUCUAUCAUUAAUAGUGUAUUGGAUUAUGCAAAAUUGGAAAGCGAGCAAUAUCGCCAUAGAUCUUUAUCAAUAUCAUCUUCUGUACAAAAACAAGAGAGAAUUGAUUUGGUUAAAGUAUUGGAAGAAGUGACUGAAGCCUGUGUUGUUGGUCAACAUAUGGUAUCUGCUGUUUAUGCAAGAAGAAGAAGAGUUAGUGAAUUGUUACAUCAUUCUACUCAUAAACAGGAUCGUAAUGAAAGUCAUGAAACUGUUGAAGUUAUAUUGGAUGUUGAUACAAACGAAAAAGGUUGGGUGGUUAUGGGUGAAGAUGGUCCUAUCAGACAAAUAAAUUCACUUAAAUUCACUCAAGAAGGUUACGUUCAUCUAUCAUUAACAAGUGUACGAUCAUGCUCUAAUACAAAUUGUAACGAUACAUCAUGUUUUCAUUCAUAUGAUGAGAACGAUAACAAUAGUAAUACCCAAAGUGACAAAGAUGAUGAUAAAUUACAUGUUUUAUUCACAAUAACCGAUACGGGUAAAGGUAUAUCACCUCAUUUUCUAACCACCAAAUUAUUUCAACCAUUUUCACAAGAAGACUCGUUAAAAGCUGGUACGGGUUUAGGACUGUGUAUAGUGAAAUUAUUAGUGGAAAAAAUGGGCGGUAAAUUAGAUGUCGAGAGUGAAUUAUCGGUUGGAACUAGAAUUAAAAUUUGGUUAAAUUUUAAUCAAGUACAUUAUAGUAGGAACGAAUCUAUGAACGUCAACACCAUACCAAUUAUCACUACCACCACCAGUAUUCCAACAUCUACUAAUCUUAGAAAAGAAGGGACAAAGUUUGAACAUGAAACUAUUUUAAACGAACUUAAAGAAAAGAAUGUUAUAGUCAAGUGCGUAAAAGGAAAAUUUAAAAAAUCAAUUGGUCGUUUUUUUAAGAAUUGGCUUAAGGUUGAAAAUGUUGUUUACAACGAAGAAGAUGAUAAAACAAGCAAUCCAAUAUUUUUCAUUACGUCAUUGGCUAGACAUAGUAAAAUUAGUGAUAUAAUUGAAUCAAUCCAAAAUGAAAUUGAACGAAAAAAUUCUGCAAUAUUGAAAAAUCAAAGCCAAAAUUUAGGGCGAAACCGUAAAAGAAGAAAAAUUGUUGUUGUGUCAACACCAUGUGGUCCACGAAAAUUAAUAUCAGUCAUAAUAUCAUGUUACAAGAAAUUAAAAGAAGAGAAUAGUAAUAGCCUUCUUCUAAAUAAACAAAUAAUGACAUCUCCUCAAUUUAUUAUGACACCACCACCACUAGAAAAUGAAGGUAAUGGUGGUCACGGUCAUUCCAACCAAUUAUUAGAGAAAUUGAUUAUUGAUCCUCCAUUAAGUGCUAUUCCCAUUGCUGCUAGUAUUCGUUCCAUCACGCUACCACUUCUGCCACUUUCUACUUCUCCGCCUCUACCAAAAUUCCUACCAGUCCUACCACCACACAAUAAUCAAUUAAAUUCACAUACUACUACUACUACCACCUUUGUGUACGAAUCCGAUCAAGAUAGUAGCAGCAGUGCUAGUGGAAGUGUAAUUGAUGAUGGCAUUUUACAAUCAAAUAAAGUAUUAGAAGUAAUAGCAGAAAAUCAACCACCACCAACUCCUCGUUCUCCAAUAGUACUUAUCGUAGAAGACAAUGCUGUCAAUAGGAUGAUUUUAGCUACAUUUUUGAAAAAACGCUGUAUUGAAUAUGAGGAAGCGGAGAAUGGAGAGAUUGGAGUUGAAAAAUUCCGCAAUAGGUUAGAGGAGGAAGAUGAUUGCAAAAAAGAAGAAAGCGGAUGUAUUAGUUAUGGAAUUAAGAAAAAGAGUUUUGAUAUUGUAUUAAUGGAUAUACAAAUGCCAGUAAUGAACGGUAAUGUAGCAACGGCAAAAAUACGUCUAGCAAGCGAAGAAGAUAAAGAGCUGGCGUAUGAGAGUGGUGUAGAUGGAUUUCUGACUAAACCGGUUAGUCUGAAAAUGUUGGAACAAAUUUUUAAGAAAUGGUCUGAAAGUAGCAUUAGUAAUAAUGGUAGUGGUUACGGCAGUAGUAAUUUUGAUUCAAAUCCGUAG
Molecule: messenger RNA, 3720 nt
Organism: Entrophospora candida
Lineage: Eukaryota; Fungi; Glomeromycota; Glomeromycetes; Entrophosporales; Entrophosporaceae
Source: the annotation of a GenBank genome assembly